AUGGACAAAAAUAAGUCAAAUAAGAUGAUUAAGGACCCUAUUCAUGGGUACAUUGAAUUUGAAGGUUGGGCAGUAAAAUUUAUAGAUACACCACAAUUCCAAAGAUUGCGUGAUAUCAAGCAAUUAGGAACUGCUUUUUAUGUUUUUCCAGGUGCGACUCAUACUCGCUUUGAGCACAGCUUAGGAACUGCACACCUCGCUUAUACUUUAACCAAAAGAUUACAGGAACAGCAAGGAAAAAAUGUCGAUGAUGAACGCAAUCUUAAGUGUGUGACUUUAGCCGCCUUGUGUCAUGACCUCG
Racocetra persica is the source of this 301-nucleotide messenger RNA. Lineage: Eukaryota; Fungi; Glomeromycota; Glomeromycetes; Diversisporales; Gigasporaceae. The record is from the annotation of a GenBank genome assembly.